This is a messenger RNA of Neopelma chrysocephalum (saffron-crested tyrant-manakin), 6948 nucleotides long. It is a transcript of the gene GPER1, whose product is annotated as G protein-coupled estrogen receptor 1. Gene Ontology annotation, cellular component: membrane. The coding region runs from base 4356 to 5429 and encodes 357 amino acids. Gene Ontology annotation, biological process: G protein-coupled receptor signaling pathway. Gene Ontology annotation, molecular function: G protein-coupled receptor activity. The transcript has 5 exons. The record is from RefSeq and is a predicted model, not a curated record. Lineage: Eukaryota; Metazoa; Chordata; Aves; Passeriformes; Pipridae.
UGUAUGGUUUGAAUGACUUCAACAAGUUCCUGUUUCCUUUUUACAGAACUGAAUGUUUUUUUAGUCAGCAAGCGCCUGGAUUUUUCAUCGUGAUGUACAGCAGCUAAAGAAGUUAUUCUAAUCUAUACACUCUGCUUUCUACAGAAAUAAAAACGGUUAUAAGCUCCAAACAACAAUUAUAUUUCAUCUGGCAUUUUACAGUGAAAGUCUCAGCCUGUUGUAUCUGUGGAGCAUUCUCUUGAAAAGGCGACACCAGUGUGCUGGAUCCUGGCUGUCGUGUUCGAGGCUGAGCUGCAGGAAAAGCCCUGGCUGCACUAAGAGAGGAAAAGGGGGGAGUGUUUCAAACUCCUUUGAACAGGAAACCAGAAGGAAGGAUGACUUCUCACAACAUGACAUGGAUCAGCUACCCAAGCAAGAACCUGGCUUUCACCUCCCCAGAAGAAAUUGAAGACAUCAUAGCUUCUCAAAACAUCAUAUCCAGACUCAUGCACUGCUACAUCGCCUUUUUUGUGCCCACAGGAUUAAUAGCUGGCAUAUGUAUUUUGAUUGUUCUCAUAAAGAAUUAUGUGCAGCACAGAGUCAUAGAAAACUUGGACUUGCUUCUUCUACACUUCACCAUCAGCAAUAUUGUAAUGAUUUUUUUGUCAUUCACUGUCAUUACUAGACCCGACUAUUUAACAGCAACCCACCUCACCUGUAACGUGCUGUCAUUUUUUUUCAACUUCAGUUAUUUCAAUUCUCAGUAUGUUUUCAUUUUGACGCUUCUCAUACUGUUACUCAAGAGAUUUCCACCACGGACUGCUCUCUGCAAAGCCACCCAGAGACCCAUCCUGUGUGUUGGAAUUGUUCUCACAUACACCUUCUGUUUGUCCCUGACUGAGGCAGUGCUGGUUGGCACUGACAACUAUCACCUGGAAACAGACUGCCAGUUAGAUCCAUUGUUUGCAUGGCCUGAAUACGAGAUCAUUAAAUUCACAUUUGGGUUUGGAAUCCCACUGUUCCUUCAGAUACUCUGUUUUACUGUUCUCUUGGCUAAAGCAGCACCUGCUGAAGCUCCAGCCUUACAACAGCACAUCCGUACUUACCCUGCCGUGUAUGUGAUCAGCGUAACAAUGUUUAUGUGCCGCCUGUUUUAUAACCUCAUGCUUCUCUUCAGGACAACACUGAAAUUCCAGAAGAGCACUGGAACCACGAAGAACGAGCUUAUGAUGAAUAUUGCAGAAAUAGUGUUGUUCUGCGAGAGCUGUGCUAGUUUGGUGUUUAUACUUAGUUUUCAUAAGCCAUGCAAGGAUGAAAUACUCAAAGUCAUACAGAACUGCAGAAGAAAAACCACUGCCAACAAUCACCAUGAAAUACCAGAAACAAACAUGCCUCAUGAAAGAGGGUCUCAGUAAUAAUGUUCUGAACAGCUGUCAAUCCACUUUACUUUUCAGCUUGUUUGUGGGUUUUGGUUUGGGUUUUCACUUCUUUAAAAAAGGGUGAUUGUUCCUUCUUUAGAACCCAAACUUGGCCCAUCUUACAGCUAGCAGUACUGGAAGAAAAAAAGAUCUUUAAUUCUAGUAUUUAUAGUGAUCUUUGAGAGAACAUGUAGGGUCUGGGGUUGUUUGGGGUUUUUUUUAUGUAUAUAUACACAUAUAUAUUAAAAUCAUCUAUUUUCUGCAAGUGUUACUUCAAAGCCAAGUAGGAAGAUGAGUCCUGCUGCCAUAGAACUGUGCUUCUGCAAUAAUAUCAAUGCCCCAACAAAGCUACAAACAAAAACAUGGCAGAAAGCAACUCUGAACAAAAGCAAAAAUCCUCAGCCAAAGCAUUCUCUCAGGUAUGCUUCCUCUUUUGACUUCUUACCCUACAAACUAUUUUUAUAACACUGGUUAAAUCCCAGUAGCAGCAGCAGUGAAGUUUUUGUAUGACUUCUUGUCCCCCCCCAAAAAAAAAAAAUUCAAAUUAAUGGAAACGCUGGUCCAUAAAGAAAAGCUUUGGGUCCUUUGUGAGGCAUUGAACUGGAAAGAUCAACAGGAUGGCUAAUUAAAACUUUGUGCAAGAAUGAAAGCUUUUUGUUAAUGUCCUCUCAGCUUCCACUUUUCAUUUAGACUUAGGGCAAUUAUUGAUUUAAGCCAUUCCUGGUGAGUUCAUUCAGGAGUAUGAAGUCGCAUGCAUUGGAAGAGUCACAUUCAACAAUAUACUAAAUAAAAACCAGAGAAAUACCAGUCUAGAACAGUGUAACUGAGGUGUGUUUUUAAGAGGGCAAACAAAAGCAGAACCUUAGGUCCUAAAUGAAAUCAAAGCUCUACUGGAAAAAAGACAGAAGCAUUGUACAUGUAGAUGAGAGUUGAUGGGUCAAUGGUGCAAGAAGGGGAAAGAAUCUGAAUCAGAAUUAAACAGCAGUGGUACAGGAGGUGGGAUGUAGCCCUGCAGAAUCAGUAGCUGAUGCAGCUGAGAGGUAGGUGCAAAGCUGUGAAUGCUCACUUUGAGAACAUUGUUGCUGUCACCAAAUCUGGCCAGGAGCCACCUUACACAUUUGGCUUUGGUUUCAGCUUUUCCUCUCAUAGAGGUGGAGAGAACGGAAACAGGAAUAGCACAAAAUUGUACUAGAUCUUGGAUAAUGACGUCAGCUUAGAUCACAAAGUUAUAAAAAUACGGUGCUGUGAGGCUCAAGCAACUUGAAGAGUUUUGAGAAAACUCAUUUUUAUGCUUAAAUCCGUUCCUUCGCGUGACACUCGGGUGCUAACGGAACUGACAGGUUUUUUUGCAGUUGUAUCCUUUGAAAGGUCUUCCUGAUGGGGUCCAGAUUUGCAUGGGGAGCUGGUGCAGAUCAGCAUGGGCUGCCUAAGAGAGAAAAGCAGGAACCGAUCGAUGAAGAUGAACAUCUUCCACAAAACUACAGCCAAGUGCAGAAAUGGAAGAAUAAAGGACAUUUGUUCAAUAAUAAUACAGAAUAUAGAUUUAGUAUCUAGAGAUACAGAUCUAGUCUUAGUCAUCCAAGUCCUGGAAUGUAUAGACCACGACUGUAUCACACGCAAAUAAAGGGCAAUAUGUAGUUUCACUAUGUCUGCAAGGACCAACAUUUCUGCAAGAUGUAAAAGUCAACUGGUAAGAUGUCUGCAUUGCAUUGUGUCAGCCUGUUUUCCUGUUCAAUUUUGUUCUGCUGCCAGCAUGAACAGAUGGAUAAUUAAAAAACUCUGCAUAUAAACAGAUCAUUAUAGAAUGUGGUCAGAAAGGAAGUACGUAGAUAAGAAUCAUCUCUUGGAAUAUAAGAGCCAAAUUCAUACUUGUGAAAGGAUUCUCAGAUGGCAUCAGAGGUUUUGUUUUGCACCUGAGAAGAGGGGGAUUAAACAACACGGACCAAAGAUCAGCCCUGCAGAAAGACGUUUGAAGAGAUGAGUUGUAAGAGCUGUACAUCCAUGGAAAAGCUGACAGACUGAGUGAAGGAGAAUGUCAGAAGAUGCAAGCUGUUUAUCCCUCAGUGUCAUAGUUUCAGCUGUGCCGUGGAUAAGAGGUCUAUUUUUUAGUAUUGGAAUUAUGCACGAAUAAUUCUACUUUAUUUACAGCUUCCAUCUCUUUUAUAUUUAAGGAUGAAAGAAUAAAUACUGUGUUGUUUCUGAGUCCUGAAUUACUGUGAAAGGUGCCUAAAAGAAAACCUGGUCAGUAACUGGCUGACACCUGGAAACUGGUCUAAUGGUGAGUGAAUCGUGGUGACACACCUGGAAGGAGCCAGAAGGUUGAGCAUGGGUGGAAGGUUGAGCAUGGAGAGGAGGAUGCUUCAUCAUACUCUCAGCAAGGUGGCAUCCACUGCAGCUCUGCACACCUAAAGGCAAGUUUUUUACCGAGAGAACAGUGGAAGUUGGCACAUCCUUUACGUGUGUACCCAGCAAGAACCAGCCUGCUGCUCUGUCUGGAGGAAAAUCAGCUCUGGAGAAAUGGAAUUAAGGUCCAAGGAUGUUCAUUGAUUAUUAAAAGAAAACAAAUGGAGCUAAAAUUCUACUGCCUUCCAGCUUGCAUGAAGAAACACUGUUGAUGAAAAGCUUUUAUUAAACAGACACAAGUACCAUCAUGGUAAAAAGAUUCCUACAUGAUCUUAAGGCACACAAGAACUGUAAAUUCUCACAUUUACAAUGUAUAUAGUGUCCUGUAAAACAAAUUAAGACAUUUACUAUUUGUAGUGUUAUAUUUGGGUCAGUUUUAAGUCUAAUUAAUGUGACUUCUAAAGAAUUUAAAUUUUCUAUACAAAAUUCUGCAUCUUUUUCAACUCCAAUCAAAAAUGCUUACUAGAAGUUUAGUUGAAGACAACCAAAAAUCUGAUUUUUUGGUACUGACACCAAACUGUGAUUGCUAAUACCUUUUCUACAGAUAUUUUAACCAUGGAAACUUAUUCUGCCUCAAUAUCACCUGUUAUAUGUAACAGCACAACUUUUAACCUGAAUGGAUCCCAUUUGUGUAACGAAAGCAUAUCCUCUAGAUUAGCAGAUAAAUCAGAACACCAACAAUACGUUAUUGGUCUUUUCUUAUCAUGUCUUUACACAAUAUUUCUCUUUCCUAUCGGUUUCGUAGGAAACAUUCUGAUACUGGUUGUCAACAUAAGCUUUCGGGAAAAAAUGACUAUCCCAGACCUUUACUUCAUAAACCUCGCAGUGGCCGAUCUCAUUUUAGUUGCUGAUUCUCUCAUUGAGGUGUUUAAUCUUGAUGAAAAGUAUUAUGAUAUCACUAUCAUUUGCACCUUUAUGUCUUUGUUCCUUCAGAUCAACAUGUAUAGCAGCAUUUUCUUUCUGACAUGGAUGAGUUUUGACAGAUACCUAGCCCUGGCAAAAGUAAUGAGGUCCAACAUAUUCCGCACUAUGCAGCACGCUAGACUGAGCUGUGGGCUCAUAUGGAUGGCAUCCAUUUCUGCAGCUCUGGUCCCAUUCACAGCCGUGCAUUUACAACACACCGGAGAGGUCUAUUUUUGUUUUGCAGAUGUAAAAGAAAUCCAGUGGUUAGAAAUAACCUUGGGGUUUAUUAUCCCCUUUGUGAUCAUCGGUCUCUGUUACUCGUUAAUUGUGCGAGUUCUUAUAAAAGCCCACAAGCACAGGAGUCUUCGUCUGCGGCGGCAAAAGGCUCUUCGCAUGAUUUUUGUUGUGGUCUUGGUUUUCUUUAUCUGCUGGUUACCUGAAAACGUCUUCAUUAGCGUCCAACUUCUCCAGAAGAAAAACGAGCCCGUCUCUUCAAACAGCCCAUCCUUCAGACACGAUUAUCCUUUAACAGGACACAUUGUGAACCUGGCAGCUUUUUCUAACAGCUGUUUGAACCCCUUAAUUUACAGUUUUCUGGGGGAAACCUUCAGAGACAAACUGCGACUGUACAUUGAACAGAAAACAAAAAUGUCAACAUUACAUCGCUUCUGUCAGGCUGCCCUGACGUCUGUCAUCCCUGACAGUAACGAGCAAUCAGAAGUCUGACUUAGUAGUCGUUGUAUAAAACAUAUGACUGUGAAGUUGUGCAAAUAGAGAACAAAAUGCUUGCUAGUAACAGAAAAAAGUGCAUUUGUGAAUAUAUAUAUAUAGUGUAUCGCUCUACUGAGUAUUGAAAGUUUAUAUUCAAAAUGUUUUUAUGACAAGACUUUGAUGUAGAAGAAUAUGUUUUAGCCAGAUUUAUAUUUAAUUAAGAACAGGAUUAUUAAAAGCUGAGCACUGAAGAAGCUUUAUUUUGUAUUAUACAUGUAUGAAUGACAAUAGAGGAGAAAAUUUUAUCAAGUUAGGAAGACUCUAGAUGUAAUCUGAUUAUCAGAGAUUCUAUUUUCCUGGUGUAUAUAACUUCCACUGAAAUAAUGAAGCUGCCCUAACAGUGGGGAAAAAUCAUUACAACAUAUUGACGUGGAGAUGCAGAAAACAUUGAUUUUUUUCCAUCCAAACAUGUUAAGAUAAAUGACUUUGCUUAGAAGAACUAAAUACUACUAUUGUCACUGUACCUGAGCAUGUCUUCCAUGAUUAAGUUUUUUUUUAAUCAUAAUAUAAUCAAGCACAGUGGUGAGUUUUCGUCUCCUAAAUGUAGACUGCUGUUUACAUGUUUACUUGAUCAAAACCAAAAUCAUCUGUAACUAUAUUGCUCAUCUCAAAGAACUUCACAUAAGCAAAAUGUAGUGCUUCAUUCUGUCUUUUAGGGCUGACCCCAACCAUCUCUCCCAGGACAGACAUAAUUGGGCCUUGUGUUAAAAAUGCCAGUGCACAUACACAUACAUUCACAUCUGCCUUCAGAACUGAAUGCAUGUUUCACGAGAUCUCUUUACAUUCAAAAGGUCUAUUUUGAUUGCCAGAACAAAAUGCUGUGAUUUUUACAGAGGUGUCGCUGCAAAAGGGUGUAAAUAGUGCUUAUGAAAACAACAGAAGCCUCUAUUUUUAGAAAGGAAAAACUUACGUAAUGGGGAGUGUGAUUGGCAAUUAUCAGAUUUGCACCUUGUGCACUGUCCAUCCCACCUCCAGAGAACACUGGCCUUUCAAGGUUUUAAGAUGUAUGUAGGUUGCUUUGCUCAUUUGAAGAUUAAUUAUAUUAAGCGAACAAAUUAUAGUACCACUUACUGGAAAACAAUAGUGUCUCUUUUCUUCUAGAAAAUAAUUGGGUUUUAAAUCUGAUUGAUGUUUAGCACAAGUUACUGCUGAACUUGUUCAGAGGAAGCUAUAAAGUUCCUAGAGAUUAGUGUGCAAGAUCAUUAAAACAUCACUUGCUGCACCUCUGAGGUGAACAAACCCAUUUCACCUCUGUGCUUAUUGACUGAAGCACCAGAACUCUGCAGAAUAAGAUGCUUUGUCCUAUUUUUAAAUGUCAUACAUGAAUUAAUUAGCACAAUAACAGAUUUUAAAGCAUUUUUAAACGUAGAUCCUUAAAACAAUGACUGAAGCUAAUAAAGCAAUAAAGAAAACAGUGAAAACAACGAUUCCACUCAUAUUUCUCAUGAAAUAUCUCGAGCUUCCUAGUGGAAGU